Messenger RNA from Delphinapterus leucas (beluga whale), 3618 nucleotides. RefSeq names its product N-acetylneuraminic acid phosphatase (gene NANP). Gene Ontology annotation, molecular function: N-acylneuraminate-9-phosphatase activity. Lineage: Eukaryota; Metazoa; Chordata; Mammalia; Artiodactyla; Monodontidae. Gene Ontology annotation, biological process: dephosphorylation; N-acetylneuraminate biosynthetic process. The record is from RefSeq and is a predicted model, not a curated record.
CGCGGCGGCUACGAGUUGGCGCGUCGCGCAGGCGGCGGCGGCAUGGGGCUGAGACGGGUGCGGGCAGUCUUCUUCGACUUGGACAACACGCUCAUCGACACGGCCGGGGCGAGUCGGAAGGGCAUGUUGGAGGUGAUAAAGCUCUUACAAUCAAAAUACCAUUACAAAGAAGAGGCUGAAAUCAUCUGUAACAAAGUUCAAGUUAAGCUCAGCAAGGAAUGUUUUCAUCCUUCCAAAAGCUGCAUUACUGACCUCAGGACUUCACACUGGGAAGAAGCAAUCCAGGAAACAAAAGGUGGUGCGGCCAAUAGGAAAUUAGCUGAAGAAUGUUAUUUCCUGUGGAAAUCUACACGUUUACAGCAUAUGACACUAGCAGAAGAUGUCAAAGCCAUGCUCACUGAACUUCGAAAGGAGGUCCGCCUACUUUUAUUAACAAAUGGAGAACAACAGACCCAGAGGGAGAAGAUCAAGGCUUGUGCCUGUCAGUCCUAUUUUGACGCUAUUGUUGUAGGUGGAGAGCAGAAAGAGGAGAAACCGGCACCUUCCAUAUUUUAUUACUCCUGUGAUCUCCUUGGAGUACAGCCUGGGGACUGUGUGAUGGUUGGUGACACACUAGAAACGGAUAUACAAGGAGGCCUCAAUGCAGGGCUGAAGGCAACAGUCUGGAUAAAUAAAAAUGGAAUGGUGCCGUUGAAGUCAUCCCCCAGGCCGCAUUAUAUAGUUUCUUCUGUGCUAGAGUUACCUGCUCUCUUACAAAGUAUAGACUGCAAAGUCAGUGUGUCUGCUUAAAGCACAGAAAAGGGUACACAGUGAGGUUGAGGGACCAGUCUGUCUUGCUGUGGAUGAGUGCAAGCCACAUGGCCCCAGAAGUCACUUUCCUGGAAGUUGCCUUGGUGUGGCCUAAUCAUGCUGCCCGCAUCUGUUGUCUGCUGACUGGAUAGUUUCACCCAUAUGAUGAAAACUAGUAAAAAAUUAGGUUUUGCUAUGAACCAUUUCCAGAGUGCCAUUUUAAUACUUGACUGGCUCUUUUUGGUAUCACCGUCUGCCUUAAGUCUCCUGUUUUUCAAAUUUUGGGAACUAUGUCAUUGUUUCACAGACUUCUGUAUCCAUUUCAGAGUUUGCUUUGAGCUUAGUAAUUAAAACUCCAUAGGGAGGCAUCUUGCAACUUAGAAAAAUGUCUCAAGACCGUUAGGCUAGAAAGUCUCAUGAUUUCACCAGCCAAACUUAGAGUAAAAUGGUUAAUUAAGGAAAAAACAAAUAAUGAUUAGGGUUGUUUUUUGGUAGGAUGUUUUUUUUUAACUUUUGUAUAGGAAACUACUAGUGUAAGAUGUUCGGUAGUUGGGGUAUAUUUAGCUAGGGCUCCUUCAAGUAUUCUGUGAAGAACAGGAUCCUCUGCCAUUGUGCAUGUGCCUGUUGCGCUUCUCACUCUUAAUUUUCAAAAAUGUGAUUGUGCCCUUGACUGUUCGCUCUGAAGCUGAAUGUUUGUGGACAGGGAAUGUUUGUGUAUAGCUCUUCCAGGUACGGUGUCCAUGUGACCUCAAUUAUAAUUGUAGCUAUUUGAAAAUUGUUAAGUUGGAGGAUGUUGACAGGAAAAUAGUUGUGUGCAUGAUUUCUCCAGUGGGCUGAGUGUGGUGCUGAGAGCUUGUCCUUUCAGCUCACCCACAGGAUGGGUCUAGACAUGGCACGUUCACUGUGCUCACUGAGAAGGCUCAUUGCUCCCAGAUCACGGCAGCAGACCUCCUAGGAUGUUAUAUGAGCAGUUCGUCAGCAAAAGUGAUGUGGCGGGGAAUGAAAUAAUUGAGUUUUUUGUAAUGUAAUAUUACAUUCCAUUUGCACUUUUCCUUAGGGAAGAACUUUGUGGUUUUCUGCCUUCUGAGUGGAAUGUUACAGAAAAUAUUAAGAAAUCUUGGAAUAGACCUAUUUUAUUAAUAAUGUUUUUGUUUUAAAAUAAUAUUUUGUUUUUCAUAGUUUUCCAUACUCCUAGAAAGCCAUAAACUCUCAAUUGUCCAGAGGCUCUCCCAAACACUCAUUACAGAGGAAGGCCUAGAGUAGACACGAGUGGAUGCUGCCCCUGGAACACUGACACAAUGAUGGAUGUUUUCUGGUUCCAUACACAUGUCCACCCACUGGUGCAUGAACAUCUUAGAUAUGGUGGUGCCCAGGACCCAGCAAGUGUGAAUAUUGUAGGAAAGACAGUUUUCUUAGUUACAGAGGUACUUGGUUUAGCACUUUCAGAUUUCUUUGCAACCCACAAUAGGAAACAUUUUCUGUCACAACCCAUUAAACACAUUUAUAGUGAACAUUUAGUUAAUAUCAGUGUGUGUAUAUUAAAUAUAUAUUUAACAAACAAAACUACUUCCUUGCUAUGCAUGAUGCUCAGGUUUUUUUCAUUCCAUCAUUUUUUAAAUUGGGGAAUAUAUUUUUUUCAUUUUUGAACAAGUACUUGUGGUACUUGUACAAGUAUUUGUGGUACACAAGUCAAAGAAUGAAAACGUGAAUAGCAAAAAGUCCGUCUCAUCUCUUUUCCAGCAACCCGCCUGCCCUAAAGGCCUCUGCUGUCAGCAGUGCCUGUGUAUCUGCAUAUAUAGGUAGGUAUGAGUAUAUAGAAUUCCUCUGAUUCAGGCAGGUUUUUAUUCCUGCUUUUCAGUUUUAGGAGGCAAUGAUCUUGCUAAGAAACUGAUUUAAAAAGUUAUGAAGCUUCUGUGAGUCGUUCAUGUUAGGAGCAUACAUCUUUGAUCUCAGCCAUCCACUGUUGUUGAUAAAGGUGAUGGUUCCAUUGGCUUUCACUGGGCCAGUUGUUCACUUUGAGGUCAGUACAGCUGUGAAGCCCUUGCUUCUGCCCCAGUCUAAUUGCCCUCUUCUGGUACAUAUCACCAUCCUGGAGUUUCCCUUUGCCUCUUAGGUUGGAUGUCCUGUGCCCUGUGUAUUCCCUUUUUUGAUUUGUUCCCCCUUUGGUGGCAUGCAUCCUGAGUAGUUUCCCUAUAAAUGUGAGAGAUAAAAAUAUUCAGAUCUUAAGUGUCUGAAAAUGCCUUUAUUCUCUUCUCCCAUCAUUGAUAGUUUAACAGCAUGUAGUUGGAUAUCAUUCAGAAUUUCAAAGGCAUUGCUCUGGUCUAGCAGCCAUUUUAAGUGACAAUUUUCUUUUUCUCUUGAAGCUCUUAGAACUUUGAUUUUUCCCCUGUGGUCCAUAAUGAUGUAUCUUGUUAUGCUUUCAUCCUCUACUCUUGGCACUCUUGAACCUUUCCAAACAAAACCUUAUGUCCUGGAAAAAUGUAAUUACUUAAUUGAUAAUUGCUUCACCACUGUGUUUCCCGCUUCCUUUUUCUGGAACUCGUACUAUUCGGAUGUUGGACCUCCUCUACUGACCCACUUUCUUUUCUUUUCUCUCCUAUUUUUCCAUCUCUUAUUUUGUUCUAUAAUGCUUUUUGGAAGGUUUCUUCAACUUUACCUUUCACUCCUAUUGAAUUUUCUUUCCUGCCUGACAUCAUGUAUUUCAAUAUCCAAGUUUCUUCGAUUUUCUAAGUGUUCCUUCCCUUUUUAAAAAAAAAUUUUUUUUUUUUUCGGUACACGGGCCUCUCACUGUUGUGGCCUCUCCCGUUGCGGAGCACAGGCUCCGGACGC